Messenger RNA from Cordyceps militaris CM01, 3717 nucleotides. Its product is annotated as Rho guanyl nucleotide exchange factor (Rom2), putative. Gene Ontology annotation, biological process: intracellular signal transduction. The record is from RefSeq and is a predicted model, not a curated record. The transcript has 3 exons. Gene Ontology annotation, molecular function: guanyl-nucleotide exchange factor activity. Bases 1 to 3717 code for a protein of 1238 amino acids. NCBI's taxonomy places the organism in Eukaryota, Fungi, Ascomycota, Sordariomycetes, Hypocreales, Cordycipitaceae.
AUGGCGGACUACCCUUACGAAUCACGGCCCCCACCGCGGCCACGAGCCUACCCGGACAACAACUCACAACGUGAUGCCGCCUUCUCUAAUAUAUUUGGCGCCGCGCCGCCGCCAGGGAGGUCCCAAACCAUGACAUCGUCAGCAAUGCCUCCAAUGAUGGAUCAAGGAAGAGGUCCACCACCGAAUGCUCCACGGCCACCCCCUCAGCCGCGACCUCAACAGGCUUACUAUGGUGACUAUGAGCAUUCAUCCCCUGGUGGCAACCGGAUUUCGGAAGGUAGCAUACCCGCUGGCUAUUACCAAGGGCAACGAUCUACCUCCGGGGGACAAUACGCUCCAAACCAAUACAUGCCACAGGGACGACGCCAGUACCCUAACACGGGCGGACCGCCCCCCCCUAGGAUGGAAUCUCGAGGAAGUGCACCACCUCAAGCGGCAGGUGCAAGGCAACCCGGACAUAGGAUGUAUCAGAUACCGCACAGGGCUGCCUUGAACUCUGACCCUUAUCGGUCGCAAUCACUCGCCUCGACCCCCCGACCUCAGAUAUAUCCGCAGUCACAGCAUGCAUAUCAACAGUCGCCUGCGAACCAGUCUCGUCAGGCUCCCUAUUCGCAACAGCCGUCUGCAAGAACCACCGCGCAGGGCCGUGUUGUGCCCGAAAGACACGAAGAUCGAUCUAUGUCAAUGACCGGCCCAUACCACACUCAAGAUAGGGAUGCCCAUCAAACGAUGAGUGGCCGUGUCAUCCCCAACCGGCGACCACCGUCAGACCUACAGACCGUGAACGGAUAUAUGCCGCAUGGUGGCUCGUAUGCAAAUACAUCUACUGCUCAAGGUAGGACCACGAGCAUGGUUUCGUCAACAAACACGUAUGAGCAUUCUCGAACAAUGUCCAUGGCGUCUAGUAUUGCGCCAACAGUCGCACCUUCCGAGUCUGAUUCGAUGACGCUUGUGCAACGACCCUCUCGAAGUAAAUCUGUCGAGAGUGAGCGUCCCCAGACGGCAACAAAAAUACGCCCGCCACUCGUCUAUCCUGCAUUACUCUCAAGAGUGGCCGAGUGCUUUAGAGAAAAAAUUUACGUCGGGGACCGCACCAAGAACGAACUGACGUACAAAAAUGCCUUCAGUGGCUCCGAGGCUGUUGACGUUUUGUCUUACAUUAUCCGAACGACGGACAGAAACCUUGCGUUGCUUCUUGGCCGUGCGCUGGAUGCGCAAAAGUUCUUCCACGAUGUAACCUACGAGCAUCGCCUGCGAGACUCGCAGUCUGAGAUGUAUCAGUUCAGAGAGACACUCGUGGACGAGCCGGAAGAAAAGUCAUCCGUCAAUGGUGUCUUUGUCUUGCUUUCUGAAUGUUACUCGCCUACUUGCACGCGAGAGCAGCUUUGCUAUUCUAUUGCAUGUCCUCGCAGAUUGGAGCAAGUGUCACGCCUGAAUCUCAAAAUCAAUCCCGGACUGCGGAAAGAUGACGCAACAAACCUGCAUGAUGACGAGGCAGACCAGACGGAUGAGCAAAAAUUAUGGAUCAACUCCGUGCCGAAGGAAAUCGCGGAUGCUGUUAGCGAGCGAGAAAAGAAAAGGCAAGAAGUUAUCUCCGAGAUAUGCUAUACGGAAAGAGACUUUGUCAAGGAUCUUGAAUAUUUGCGCGACUUCUGGAUUCUCCCCUUGAGGUCAAAGCAAUCGCCUAUCCCUCCCCAGCGUCGCGAGAAGGUUGUCAAAACGAUUUUCAGUAAUAUUAUUGACCACCCGAGCAUCCAUACUGUCAGCUCAAGAUUUGCAUCAUCUAUCACGAGUCGACAACAAAAGGAUCCGAUUGUUCACAGUAUUGGCGAUAUCUUUCUGGAGUUUGCGCCGCAGUUUGAGCCCUUCAUCUGGUACGGGUCUAAGCAACUAGAGGGUAAAUUUGGGUUUGAGAACGAGCGCUCAGUAAACCCGUCCUUCUCCACUUUCGUUGACGAAAUUGAACGAAAGAGAGAAUCCCGCAAACUCGAACUCAAUGGCUAUUUGACCAAGCCAACCACUCGAUUGGCUCGGUACCCUCUACUGCUUGAGAAUGUCCUCAAGUACACAGAGGAUGAUAGUUCCGACAAAACCGAUAUACCCAAAGUGCUCACCAUGAUCAGAGACCUCCUCAGCCGUGUCAAUGCGGAAUCUGGCAAGGCUGAGAAUCGCUUCAAUCUGAGACGUUUACACGAGCAACUUCGUUUCAAGGCUAACGAAAGAGUUGAUCUUCGACUGACCGAGGAAGGACGCGAGCUAGUUUUCAAGAGCCAGUUUAAGAAGUCACCGACAGACCCGGCUGAGAUCACAGCUUUUCUAUUCGACCAUGCCGUCCUGCUCGUGCGUAUCAAGCAAAAGGGGAAGACAGAAGAGAUUACCGCGUAUAGGCGGCCAAUCCCUCUGGAACUCCUCGCUAUCCGAGAAAUGGAUGAAGUGAUACCCCUACAGGGCUCGAUAAAGCGAUCAUCGUCAAGUCUUAUUCCAUCUAUCCGAACGACUGUAUCUGAUACCAAGAAGGGCGAAGGCUGGCCCAUCACGUUUCGACAUUUGGGAAAAGCAGGCUAUGAACAGACACUUUAUGCCUCCAAUCAAGCGGCGAGGAAGAAAUGGCUAGAGUUUAUCGAUAAUGCCCAGCAACGUCUUCGCGCUCGUGCUGAUUUCUUCAACACUAAUGCAAUUUCAAGCAACUUCUUUGGGGGCACAAACCAAGUUAACUGUGUUACACCAUUUGACGGCGGCAGAAAAUUACUGUACGGCACUGAUAAUGGUAUUUACAUCUCUGAUCGUAAAGUUAAGGAGCAAAUACCAAGGCGUGUUCUUGAAACACCCAGCGUCACUCAGAUCGACAUACUGGAAGAAUACCAGCUUCUCCUUGUUUUGUCGAACAAGACGCUGCAAUCCUACUCCCUGUCAGCACUCAACCCCGACGAGCCAGCCUUGGCCAAGAGGCCGAAGAAGAUACAGAAUCACUGCAGCUUCUUCAAGACUGGCAUCUGCCUAGGCAGACAUCUUGUCUGCUGCGUGAAGUCCACCGCGUUAUCGACCACCAUCAAAGUUUUUGAGCCCAACGACGCGAUGACGAAGGGGAAGAAACAAAAGGGACUCGGUAAAUUUAUCAGCAGUGGCCAUGACGAACUCCGACCCUUCAAAGAAUUCUACAUCCCUACGGAAUCCACGUCGGUUCAUUUCCUCAAGUCAGUCCUCUGUGUGGCUUGUGCAAGAGGAUUUGAAGUCGUCUCCCUGCAAACUCUUGAGACCCAGUCGCUUCUUGAUCAAGCCGACACUUCGCUUGAUUUUGUGGCCCGGAGGGAAGGAGUGCGGCCGAUUCACAUUGAGCGGCUGAACGGCGAAUUCUUGCUCAACUACUCUGAAUUCUCAUUCUUUGUUAACCGCAAUGGUUGGAGGGCUCGCCCAGAGUGGCGUAUUGACUGGGAGGGCGCGCCUCAGAGCUUUGCGCUGAGCUAUCCAUUUAUCCUUGCUUUUGAGCCCAACUUCAUAGAAUUGCGCAACAUCGAAAAUGGCACCGUCCACAUUGUGCCGCACAAGAGUAUUCGAAUGCUGCACAGCAGCACCCAUGAGGUAUUCCGACAGUCCCUGCUCACUAGCGAACGUAUUUUAUAUGCAUACGAAGACGAAAAGGGUGAAGAUGUUGUUGAGGCAAUCGACUUUUGGAAGAACAAUAGACGUUCAGAAGUUCCUGGCUCGUCUUCACCUUGA